AUGAAUUCCAACGAUAAUAAUAAUAAUAAUUCAAAUGUGAAUAAUAUCUUUUGUAAUGCAACACUAUCUAUUGGGAAUAAAAGUGGUACCCCUGAUUAUGUUGUUUCUUUAGGUGAAUUAUGUUCUAUUGAUUCUAUUCAAUCGAAUAUCAAUACUGUUUCUAUUCCGUACAAUGAUAGAGAGGAAAUGGAUUAUACUACUACUUCUGCUUUAUACAAAUUGAUCACCAAUUCAAAUGUGACUACUCUAAGACAUGUUCAAUCGUUAUCGAUGAAACUACCUGACAAUCUGACUUGUAUCAGUUUCGAUAUUCAUUUCAAUGAACCGUUAACAGCUGGAUUCCUGCCAGCUUCUCUGAAGAUUUUAAAGUUAGGACCAUCGUUUAAUCAAGUGUUUGGAAUCGGUCAGCUACCCAAUACAUUGGAGGAAUUAGAGCUCAACUACAGGUACAACCAACCCAUUCAGCCAGGAGCUUUACCUCCGUCACUCAAGAUACUGAAACUCAAUCAUUUAUUUAAACAUGAACUAGAGGUUGGAUCUUUACCGCCAAAACUCGAGGUUCUCCACUACUCUGGACACGACAUUGUCAUCAAAGAAACUGGUGUUUUACCUAAUACACUAUACACACUCACCAAUGCCCCGGUAUCGUGGAUCGCCGCAAUCAGACUUCUACCGAAUAUCAAAGGUUUGAAAUUCUAUCAGAAUGAAAGCGUUCCAAUAUUCGAUCUUGACCAACUUCCACCCAACCUAACCAGGCUAUCUAUCAACACGGUCAAUACAACUUUAAAGUCAAGAAUGCCAUCCACAAUCACACACUUGAAUAUCUGUUAUACCAAUUACGAUAUCGAUGAGAUAUUCCCAGAGAGAUCACAAUAUCACUUUACGAAAUUGAUUCUCAGUGGUACGAAACAAGACGAUAUCAGCCAUUUGAAAAUUCGUGAACUGAAGCUUCGAUUCACUGGUGACGACGAUGAUGAUGUUUCACUGAAACUAAUUAAGAUUCCAUUUGGUGUUAAGCUGCUUACUUUAGAUUCUUCGCUACGAAUCGACGACCCGUCAAGCAUACCAUCUUCAGUCACCACAAUAACAGUUGCCAAGCCGUCUAGCAUCAAGAGAUUGGAUCUUCUGCCAAGCACAGUUAAGGAAUUGAUUACUUCUGAGCAAGGAAUCAAUUUAUUAAAAGAAAUCAUUCCAAGCUCAAUCGAAAAACUAAUCGUAUCAGGAUCACUGACCAACAUACCGAAUACAUACAAAUCGGGUUGUAACGAUGACCAAUAA
Heterostelium album PN500 is the source of this 1278-nucleotide messenger RNA. RefSeq names its product FNIP repeat-containing protein. The coding region runs from base 1 to 1278 and encodes 425 amino acids. Lineage: Eukaryota; Evosea; Eumycetozoa; Acytosteliales; Acytosteliaceae. The record is from RefSeq and is a predicted model, not a curated record. The transcript is spliced from 4 exons.